Messenger RNA from Cololabis saira (Pacific saury), 1559 nucleotides. RefSeq names its product secretory phospholipase A2 receptor-like. Bases 20 to 970 code for a protein of 316 amino acids. The record is from RefSeq and is a predicted model, not a curated record. Lineage: Eukaryota; Metazoa; Chordata; Actinopteri; Beloniformes; Belonidae. The transcript is spliced from 5 exons.
UCCAAGGAGCAGCAUCACCAUGGAGAAGAUGUUGUUCGGUCUCUUGUUUUUCUCAGAGUGCUUGGUCCUCUCCACCUGCCUCGUCCGUCACUACCACUUCGUUGGUCAGAACUUGACUUGGACCGAAGCUCAGAAAUACUGCAGAGAGAAACACACGGACCUGGCCACCAUGCAGAACGAUGGGGAACAGAACCAACUCUGGAACACACUUUCAUCUGCUGGUUCCAGCUCUGACGUCUGGAUCGGUCUGAGGCAUGAAGUCGACUGGAAGUGGUCUGAUGGGUUCAACGGUACCGGGGCUGACUACAGGGACUGGGGAAGUGGCUAUCCAAUCUUUUACUCAUGCCGAUACUUCUGUGUAUUCAUGUAUUCAUCAUCAUGGAGGGACUAUGAUUGCCAGCAAAGCCUACCCUUCCUGUGUUACAAAGGAUCACAGCAGAAUCCUGAAUAUGUUCAUGUGACCGAGAGGAUGAACUGGUCCAGCGCUCAGAGUUACUGCAGGGAGAACUUCAUAGACCUGGCCAUUAUGAGGAACGAUGCAGAGAACCAGGCGGCCCAGAGGGAAAUACCUGAUGGAUACUGGCCUUGGAUUGGCCUGUAUAGAGAUCCAACCUUUAACUGGUCUGAUGGGAGCAGCUUCCUCUUUGAAAACUGGGAGCCUGCUACUAAUCCCUUGAACUCGAUGAGAGUUAUUUGUGGUGUUUCUUCAGGCAGCUCAGGAAAAUGGAGGUUUCUGUCGUGUGAAACCAGAUUACCGUUUGUCUGCUACAGUUAUGACAGCGUGAAGAAGACGAUGGUGAAGGUGAAAGUGAAGGUGGACGGCUCUGUGGACCUGAAGGACCCGGCGGUGCAAGAACAACUCCUGAAACAGCUCCAGGACAAGCUGAAGGAGGACGGAGUGGACGGAGUCACCCUGAAGUGGAAAAAGCAGAAGGAUGGAGAAGUUUUCCACAAGGAGGACGAGUUGUGAGAUAGAAGGGUUAGACAGAUUUUAGGGACUCUAAAUCUUCCCAGGUCUGUCCCAAUACUCCCACUACUCCUACUUUCAGCACCAGCCCUAAAAUCAGGAAGCUGAGAGCCAAAAGCUGUUUUAAUUUCUGCUGUAGCGCUGUUAAUAUGCCACUUUAUUAAGUUUUAAUAUGUUUUCAGGCGUAAAAGUAACCGUUAAGAUCCCCAACCUGGGCUCAGUUUAUCCAAAUAACGCCCGUUAAGAGAUUUGUUGCUGCUGUUACCAUGGUUAACCCUGAUUAAAUGGACCGAGCUAAUUGAUGGUAUCACUGCUCCCCCUAGUGGACAGAUCCAUAAACACAUUUGAUACAAUAACACAAAUGGCUCUUACAUUUAGUUCAUUACUGAAGUUUAGUUCAUAAAAUCUACACGACUUUAUUAUAUAAUCAUUAACUGUAACCUGUUGUGAUGAAUGUUUUUAUGUGUCAUCUUUAAUGUCACUAUUUGAAAUGUACACAUUAUAAUUGUGUUGACAUGAGGAGCAUUUCUUAAAUAUGGUGUGUGAAGUAAAGUAGCAGUUAUAUAUCAGUGUGUGUUUUCAUUGUCUGAAU